Zychaea mexicana is the source of this 873-nucleotide messenger RNA. RefSeq lists its product as uncharacterized. Lineage: Eukaryota; Fungi; Mucoromycota; Mucoromycetes; Mucorales; Lichtheimiaceae. Gene Ontology annotation, cellular component: Golgi apparatus. The record is from RefSeq and is a predicted model, not a curated record. The transcript is spliced from 2 exons. Bases 1 to 873 code for a protein of 290 amino acids.
AUGUUCACUAUCCUAUUCGUUCAAGCAGUUACCGUUUCCAUACUUGAAGGGUUUCGUGUACAUCAAACAGUUUCCCAAUCAUCCAAGUGCAUUUUAUCUCCAGCUGGAGUUGGUGCGUCGUAUACCAACUUGAUUUACCGUGGCCUUGUCAUUGCUAUGGCGGUUUACCAGCUACUUUUAUGCGUUGACACACUUAGGCAGCGAUUGGCCGCUCAGUUAUAUGUUCUCAUUUUGUUCGGGCUACUAUUUGUAAUUUUUGUGGGUAUUCAAGCCCUAAUCCAGAACGAAUCGUUGGAGGAAUGGAUGAUUGAGCUUGGUUGUGACGACGAACUGGCUCACAGCGUUGCACCGCCAUAUGAAUAUGCUAUACUGGCGAUUGUCGCAGCUUGCAAUCUCGUUUUUCUUGCGUGCUCUAUCUGGCUUCAUGGACACUUUACGUGGCACUACCACGGUGGGCUCUCCCCUCGUCAUCAAUUAUCGCCAUCAUCAUCAUCCGAGUGUAUUUCUAACAAGCGACUCAAGAAAGCAGCUGUCUCUUUAUCGACGCUGUUGGCGCUAAUCAAGCUCGACCUCUUUUUUUGCUUCUCCUUUGCCGCUCAGCUGUCACCUUCGGCACUACUAAAUUACUACACUACUACUAUGGAAGCUUUAUUGGUAGGAGCACUCGGAUUUGUUCUUUUCACGAUUGCUUGCUAUGCCAUUCAACAAGAACGACCUUGGGUAUUGGGUAUAAUGACCGUAUUGGCUGCGUUGUCUAUCGUAUACUUUGUGUUUCGACUUAUUACCAUCGCCCAACCACGUUUGACUGGUCAAAAUCCCUAUCGCGUAAGUUAUUAUUUCUUACUGUACACACAAUGUACCUUGAAACACUAA